AUGACUAGUAAUAAUCGUCAAACAACAAAUGCAGCUGCUAAUCGAUCAACAGCUAAUGGUCAAGCAGCACGAACAUGUCAAUUUAAAAUGGUUUUAUUAGGUGAAUCAGCUGUUGGUAAAUCGUCAUUAGUUCUUCGAUUUGUUAAAGGACAAUUUCAUGAAUAUCAAGAAUCAACUAUUGGUGCAGCAUUUCUUACACAAACUGUAUCUGUCGAUGAUACAACAGUUAAACUUGAAUUAUGGGAUACUGCUGGACAAGAGAGAUAUCAUUCAUUAGCACCAAUGUAUUAUCGUGGUGCUCAAGCAGCUAUUGUUGUUUAUGAUAUAACAAAUGCCGAUACAUUUAGUCGAGCUAAAGUAUGGGUUAAAGAAUUACAACGUCAAGCAGCACCAAAUAUUGUUAUUGCAUUAGCUGGCAAUAAAGCUGAUUUACUUGCUAAACGUCAAAUUGAAGUAGCUGAUGCUCAAGCAUAUGCAGAAGAAAAUGGUUUAAUAUUUAUGGAAACAUCAGCUAAAACAGCAAUGAAUGUUAAUGAUAUAUUUAUGGCAAUAGCAAAAAAAUUACCGAAAAAUCAAGAUUCAUCUACUACACCUGGUGGACGAAGGGGUAAUGAUGGUCAAUCGCUAACAGUUGAUCAACCAUCAAAUCCACGAUCAGUUGGGAAUGAUGGAGGAUGUUGUGGUGGUAGCAAGUGA
Molecule: messenger RNA, 696 nt
Organism: Adineta steineri
Lineage: Eukaryota; Metazoa; Rotifera; Eurotatoria; Adinetida; Adinetidae
Source: the annotation of a GenBank genome assembly